AUGGCCAUCUGGCGCGGUGCGCACGUCUUUGCACCCGGCAUCAAGAGUCUUGAGGCUGGUAUUGUCCCAGACUCGUCCGUGGCAGUGUAUGCAGAUGUCGAUGAUGCCUACACGCGAGGGCAUAACGGGCCCUGCGAUCACCGCUUACUCUUUGUGGGCAAUGGCAUUGCUCACGUGGCUCGUGCCACCUUCUUCAAGGAUGAACAGCCCCGAGGGCUGGCCAUAACCAUGACAGCUGCUGUGUUUCAAACCAUGGACUUGCCUCCGCUGGAACCAAAUGCCAUCUUGCAAAACCUGCCGUCCUGUGUGGCUGCGCGCGCCCUGGCUCCCGAGCCGGGCAUGCGUGUCCUGGACAUGUGCGCUGCCCCUGGUGGCAAGACUUCACACAUUUCCCUGCUGCUGCGCGGCACCGGUACGGUGGUGGCGCUAGAGCGAAGCCCCAAACGUGCUGCUCAGUUGAAAGAGUGGGUUGCGAGCUUGGGAUGCCACAACGUUGAGGUACAUCAAAUGGAUGCCACCAAGUGCCUCGAGGGCUCCAAAGGCAAAAACUCAAAGUUUCCUCUGGCUAGUUUUGACGCUGUUUUGCUUGAUGCCCCCUGCUCAGGCCUGGGCCAACGACCGCGUGUGCGGGUGGAUUGCCCGUUGCGAGUGGCUGAGCUGGAGGACUACGCCUCUUACCAGCGCAAGCUGUUGCAAGUGGCCGUGGCGGCCCUACGUCCAGGUGGUCGCCUCGUCUUCUCCACGUGCAGCCUCUUCGCUGGAGAGAACGAGGCCAACGUGGCUUGGGCCCUCAAGGCUAUGCCCGAGCUGACUUUGGUGGAUGCGGUAUGUGUGUGUGUGUGUGUGUGUGUGUGUGUGUGUGUGUGUGUGUGUGUGUGUGUGUGUGUGUGUGUGUGUGUGUGUGGUGACGAGCCUUGA
Messenger RNA from Monosiga brevicollis MX1, 918 nucleotides. RefSeq lists its product as uncharacterized. The transcript has 4 exons. Gene Ontology annotation, biological process: RNA methylation. Bases 1 to 918 code for a protein of 305 amino acids. NCBI's taxonomy places the organism in Eukaryota, Choanoflagellata, Craspedida, Salpingoecidae. The record is from RefSeq and is a predicted model, not a curated record. Gene Ontology annotation, molecular function: methyltransferase activity; RNA binding.